Penicillium griseofulvum is the source of this 1122-nucleotide messenger RNA. Its product is annotated as TauD/TfdA dioxygenase family protein. NCBI's taxonomy places the organism in Eukaryota, Fungi, Ascomycota, Eurotiomycetes, Eurotiales, Aspergillaceae. Gene Ontology annotation, molecular function: 2-oxoglutarate-dependent dioxygenase activity. Gene Ontology annotation, cellular component: cytoplasm. The transcript has 2 exons. The record is from RefSeq and is a predicted model, not a curated record. Bases 1 to 1122 code for a protein of 373 amino acids.
AUGCCUUCUACAGCCCCCGUCCGGUCUAAACAACCCAAAAAGGAAGAACCCAUCAGUUAUGAUAUCAACAUCCCCUACGUGGAUGUAGACAAACAAUCCAAGAUCUCAACCAAAUACCCUCAAUACCUCCCAUCCUGGGAUCCCAUUUGGUUCGAACCCCUCCAACCCUUCGAAUAUGAAGAUCCAGCCUUGCGCGUCCGCAACAAAUCCAAACCAAACCUACUUCCCCCAACCGCCAAAGUUUCCCACAUCCAGCCAAGCCUAGGAACAAUUGUCGAAAACGUCCAACUCUCCACCCUCACCGCCGCAGGAAGAGAUGAACUCGCCCUCCUAAUCACAGAGCGAAAGGUCGUCGCCUUCCCAGACCAAGACCUAAUCGAUGCGGGUCCAGACGCCCAGGAAUCCUUCAUGCGUCACUUCGGAAAACCAAACUACCAACCCGUCUCAGGAUCAAUGAAAAACCAUCCAGCUUUCCACAUCAUCCACCGCGACGGCAACAGAGACGAAAUCACCCGUUUCCUACAACAGCGCACAACAACCACCCUCUGGCACCAGGACGUCAGUUAUGAAAUCCAGCCUCCGGGCUAUGUCAUGCUCGGUCUAUUGCAGGGACCGGAGGUGGGCGGUGACACCGUCUUCGCCGCGACAGAUUUAGCCUAUAAACGUCUUUCACCGGCUGUCACUGCGUUCCUAGAUGGAUUGAAAGUUACGCAUUCGUCAGCGAAGAUGAUUGGUCAUGCUCGGUUGACAGGGGGUUUGGUUAGAAAAGAUCCUGUUGAUACGGUUCAUCCGCUUAUCCGCGUGCACCCUGUUACCGGUGAGAAGUGUAUGUUUUUGAAUGGGGAGUUUAUUACAAGGAUUCAGGGUCUCAAGGAUUCUGAGACAAAAUGGGUGUUGGAUUUCCUGAUGAAUCAUCUUGUUACCGGUCAUGAUUUCCAGGUUCGGGUUCGUUGGCAACCUAGGACUAUUGUUAUGUUUGAUAAUCGGUCGACUAUUCAUUCUGCUAUUGUUGACUACUUGGAUGAUGAUUAUGGUGCCAAGGCUCGUCAUAUCUUCCGUUUGAUUGCAUUGGCUGAAAAGCCCAUUCCUGUGUAUGAGGAUGAAGAGGAAGAGUUCGAAUAA